Molecule: messenger RNA, 1869 nt
Organism: Vicia faba (fava bean)
Lineage: Eukaryota; Viridiplantae; Streptophyta; Magnoliopsida; Fabales; Fabaceae
Source: the annotation of a GenBank genome assembly
AUGAAUCAAAACGAGAUUAACCAAGCUUCCUUAACCACUUCUCGUUUGUCAGCACUUGCAAAACCCUUCACUUUCAACCGCUCUUCUUCUUUAUCACCUAAACCCUCUGUCAAUUCCUUCAAUCAUUGUGAUAAUGAUGAUAAUGAUGAUGACCCUUUUAGUCCCUUGCUUGAUUCUUUUUGGAAAAGUAACCUCAGUUCAAAGGGUCGCUCCGUGUCUUUGAAUGGUACUGUCAAAACUACAACUUUGCCAGAUGAAGGGGGUUCGCGUGGAAUUUCACUUUUUGAAGGGAACCCUUUUCAGGAAUUGGCUAAAAAUGGCGACUUUGAUGUGAUUAAUUGGACACAAUUUGAAGUUGGCAGUUCAGCUGGUGAUGUGAGCAUGUUUAAGCCGGCCGUCGACGUGUUGAAUCAUCAUCUUACAGUGACCGAUGGCAUUUUCGAAAAAAGCACUGGUAUAAUUGCUGGAAAAGACAUUUUAUCGAAUUCUGAAGGGACAAAACAAUCUUCUGAUGAGUCUAGCUCCUUUCUUAAGGCACAAAACAAGAUUACUCCACUCAAGACAUCACGUGAUAUAUCUUCUGCUAAAAGCGCUCCUCAAAAUCAGCUCUCAUAUAAUCUCGGUGAUUGUGACACUGAUGUGGAUUCUCCUUGUUGGAAGGGAACCAAAGCUGUUGGUUUAUUUCCAUCAGAAAUUCCACAAUCUGUAGAACUUCAUCAUGUUGAGAAAGCAACAGAAAAACAUAACACUUUAAAUCCUCGAGCUCCACAGUUCUUUCCUCGUAUCGGAUAUGUUACGGAUGAUUUUCUGUCUUCAAACUCUGGUGUGUUUGUAACUACUAAUUUGUUGACGGGAGAGGACAUACUCAUGAAAACUGUAUCAGCAGAAUCCCUAGUAGAGUUGAAUAAGGGAGAGCUUCGGUAUUCAACCAACAUCAGCGGAAUAGAAAAGGCGUUUAAUAUGUUUAAUAAUCCAGGAAGUAGCUCUGUGGAUCCUAUGCUAAAUUCACAUUUUACAAUGACUCAUCCUUCUUCUAAAAAAGAUUUCACGACUUCAAAAGGAAAAGAUGUAACUAUAGCUGAUGUCAAUGACUAUGUGAAGGGAGCUGAAAAUCCAAGGGCUAGUAGGUCAACAAUGAGCGAUGUUUUCCCUACAAAGGGUCAUUCUUCAAUAUCACAUACAUCAUCAUCUCAAGUCAAUGUUUAUACCGAUCUUCUAAAAACAUUUGAAGGUUUCUCCAAAUCUUUAAUCGAAUCUCCAAAUCCGGAUGCUAAGACAAUGGUUGGCGCAAUGCAUGUUCUUUCAGAAUUGCUGGCACAAACCUGUGUAGGCGGAGUAGAUUCAUAUGGUGAACAUGAUCUCAGUAUGACUACAAUCCCGCAAAUAAUCAAUAAUCUGAAUGAUUUUCAUGCAAAAGUAGGUGGUGAAAGGAUUUCAAUUUCAACCCUUGAUUCAACUCCUGCAAAUAGUUCUUUCUGUCUUGAUAGUUCAUUAAAGCUUACCAAGGGACUCGAAAUGGAAAAUGUAGAGACCAUUACUGUUCCACACCAGCUCUAUCCGCAAAAUGAUUAUGUUGGAAGAAAUACGGUUUCUAAUGUGAUUGGUCCGAGUGAACUGAGUUCUUUUGCUUCUAGCAGCGGAGGAGGCACCAAGAAAAGCAACGAAACUGGUCAGGUUCAGGUCAUUCGGAGAAGUCUUGGGAAAAAUCUGGAUUUUGACAAACAAAUGCCCCCAGAGGCAUUGUUGUUUUGGAAUUUAUGGCUUGAUUCUGAAGCGGAGCGUUGUUACAGAAAAUUUAAAAUUUAUCAUUGGCUUAUGGAAGCUGGCGUGGAUGUAAAUUGCAAAAAUGUUGCGGAAUUGUGGAGGUGA